Didymosphaeria variabile is the source of this 1236-nucleotide messenger RNA. RefSeq lists its product as uncharacterized. Lineage: Eukaryota; Fungi; Ascomycota; Dothideomycetes; Pleosporales; Didymosphaeriaceae. The coding region runs from base 1 to 1236 and encodes 411 amino acids. The transcript is spliced from 3 exons. The record is from RefSeq and is a predicted model, not a curated record.
AUGGCUCCUCUUCGACUUCCGCGUUCUCUUGAUGGAGGUGCUCCCAAUUUUGAUGCUGCUGGCAUCAUCUACGUCGUGGCCGCCAUCCUCUACACCCUCGUUCUCGCUGUCGAGCUUUUCCUUCUCUACCGCCAACGCUCUGCUUUUUGCGUUCGACUUCGGGGCCUCGACAUUGUCUUUACCUCUGUGUCUAUGCUCCAUGUCUACUUGGUUCUGGUAUUACUGGUGUAUCCGCUGAACGGUCAAUGGCCUUGUGCCGCAGAGUUCUGGGUCAUGUCCAUAUUCCUUCCAUUGGGAAUGGCAAUCUUUCAAGCCUGCAAUGCCAGAGUCCUCAAGGCAUACGAGAGCCAGCGUCGAAUGAAAACAGACUUUCUGGCCGGUGCACGCAAGAAGCGACUCGCUUGGACACCAAAGGGCCUCUUUGAAGCCUGGCUAGACCUUGAUGCUGCAGCAAAGGUUCACGUAGGCACAAUCGUAGGACUCGUCAUCUCGGUGCUCAUCCUAAUCCCACUGCGAGAUGCCUCCAAGGAUCGGACCACGCAGCGAAGAUCCCUUUCUUCGUCAACCUACACAGACUCACUAACAUCCACGCCUUCAAAUAUCUCCGAGAAGUCCCCAGCUUCGAUACUGAGCCGAGAGCUGAAGCCCAAGGCUAGCAUGCAAGCCUUAGAGUUCAGCAUCGAGCACAACAUUGAGUCGCUUAUUGAGUGGACGGCAUCGCGGGAGUUCACUGCCGAAAACACCAUCUUCCUUCGCGAAGUGCGUAACUUCAAGAAGAAAUGGUCAUCUUUGCGUACCGUAACAACCGUUCAAAGGCGCCGGAUGCACACGGAAGCUUCCCUCAUCUUUUUCACCCUCGUAAACCCUUUCACUGCAGAGACACCUAUCAACAUUGAAUACAAAAUCUUCAAGAAGCUGCAAGAGCAGUUCGAAGGCAUGGAAUAUGAUCCGUAUAUGCCCAAGCGCAGCGCAAGUCCCACAGACCCAAUGUCGCCGACCGAACGAGAGUACGUUGUAUGUCCGUGGGAAAAUACGCUAGACCGUCCAGCCAGUAUCGAUUCGAACAUCAGUGGAGCGAGCGUGUCGAGUACCUCGAGCAUUAAAAGCCUUGUUCCCAGUCAGUUCACCGAAGGGGUCUUCGACCCGGCAUUCGAAAGCAUCAAAUACCUUGUCUUUACCAACACCUGGCCGAGGUACGUUGACGCGGAGAUGGUGAACAACCCACGUUCUCAAUAA